Molecule: messenger RNA, 1516 nt
Organism: Drosophila elegans
Lineage: Eukaryota; Metazoa; Arthropoda; Insecta; Diptera; Drosophilidae
Product: phenoloxidase-activating factor 2-like
Exons: 3
Coding region: 112-1458 (448 amino acids)
Biological process (GO): proteolysis
Molecular function (GO): serine-type endopeptidase activity
Source: RefSeq, a predicted model, not a curated record
ACUUCUAACCGUUCAGUCGAUUUUCUGAAUCAGAAGCUACGAAAUUGUCUUUCGAUCGCUGACUUCUGUAUACACAUUAAUCUCCAUACCACAUAUAGUGCCCUAACAUCGAUGAUGCUCUGGUCAAUCUCAGCAGUGUUCCUCCUGCUGGCUCUUGGUCCUGGCUCCGAGGCCCAGGACACUGUUUCGCCGAUGUGCCGCCCGGAUGAGCUGUGCACCUCGGUGAGGCGGUGCGAGGAAUCCGACGACUCCGGCCGAAAGGGCAUUGGACCGCGGAUUGGCCGCUUCUGCGGCACCGGAAGGAUCUGCUGCGAGAAGGCGCAGCUGGACAGCUGGGACAUGCAGGGAUCAAUGCCGCUGUCGUCGUUGAACACCCUGGUAGACCCAAUCCGGAACAAGGCUUUCAAAACUUUGGAGCCACCGCCGAACGAAAGUUGCGGCGUGAACAUGGAGUGUGUGCCCAGGAAACUGUGCCGCGACAACGUCAUCAACGACUCCGGGAUCAGCCUGAUCAAUCCCAGGAUCAGCUCGAUUCCGUGCAGCAGGUCCUUGUACCGCUGCUGUGCUGUGGACCAGCAGGUGGACGAAAGCCAGAGUCCGUAUGUGCAGAAGGAGGCCAGCUUUAAGUACAAGAACUGCGGCUACAGCAAUCCGCAGGGCCUAAUACCCGACAACGACAAGUUCAACUACACGAACGAUGUCGCUCUUUUCGGCCAGUUUCCAUGGAUGGUGGGCAUCUUCACUGGGCGGCAGGACUUUCUCUGCGGUGGCACCCUGAUCCAUCCCCGUUUGGUGGUCACCUCGUCGCACAACCUGGUCAACGACACGAAGGACACCUUGGUGGCCAGGGCCGGCGACUGGGAUCUGAACAGCCUGAACGAGCCGCAUCCGCACCAGAGCAGACGCAUCGAGGAGAUCAUCAUGCAUCCGGAAUUCGAUCCGGAAUCGCUGUUCAACGACAUAGCCCUCCUGCUGCUGGACGAGCCCAUCCAGCUCGCUCCGCACAUCCAGCCGCUGUGCCUGCCGCCGCCGGAAACGCCGGAGAGGUCGCGUGAGCUGACUUCGGCCACCUGCUUUGCCACCGGCUGGGGCGCCAAGUCGGCCAACAACGACAAACUGGAGCACGUGCUCAAGCGGAUCAACCUGCCGGUUGUGGACCACGACGAGUGCCAGGCGACGCUGCGAACGACGCGCCUAGAGAGUCGCUUCCGGCUGCGCCCGAGCUUCCUCUGCGCCGGCGGCAGUGAUGGCCAGGACACGUGCAAGGGAGACGGAGGAUCGCCACUGUUCUGCACGAUGCCCGGUCAGACCGAUCGAUACCAACUGGUCGGCAUCGUGUCCUGGGGCGUGGACUGUGCCACCGUGGGCAUUCCGGCCGUGUACGCCAAUGUGCCGUAUCUGCGCAACUGGAUCGACGAGAAGAUCCAGGGACUACAUAUCGACAUGCAGGCGCCGUAGACUUAAACACAACUACACAAAAGAAUAAAAUAAAUGUACACAUUUUUGCAACAUCUAA